Dreissena polymorpha is the source of this 1065-nucleotide messenger RNA. RefSeq lists its product as uncharacterized. The transcript has 3 exons. The record is from RefSeq and is a predicted model, not a curated record. NCBI's taxonomy places the organism in Eukaryota, Metazoa, Mollusca, Bivalvia, Myida, Dreissenidae. Bases 76 to 699 code for a protein of 207 amino acids.
GUAUAUAAGAAACGGUAAGAUAAAUUUAGUCAUACAAUAUUCCAACCGGUUUAACGAAUUGAGAUUAACGACAAAAUGAACAUGAUAUAUGUGCUAUCUGCGCUCGUCCUUAUAAGAUUAUCGCAAAGUGGACCACUGUCGGAUAGAUUAGAAUGUCCACAGUGCAUGCACUUGGGAUGGAAGCUGAUCAACAUGCCCGCCAUGAUUGCUGACUCCGUCAACCAAAUAUUGGAACCUAUUUUGGAUCAGUACAGCAACACAGCAUGCGAGGGUAACACAGCGGCUUCUGAAAUGUGCCCCAUCACCGCCGUGAUUGGCACCAGUGUAUGCGACAGCUUUAAUGUUAAAAUAACCGCAAUUGGGAUGACCGAUGCCAACCUUCCUGAUUCGGGUAUGGAGGUGUCCGUUGUGAUCAGAAGUUGUGGAGUACUUAUGAGUGGUGACACCCCGAAAUGCACACCGAUUCUUGACCUCGUAGAGGCCGAACAGAAAGCGAACUUCCUCUCCCAGCUAUCAGCGUUGUCUGCCCAAUAUAAGACAGUCACAUACAAUGGACAUCAUUGUCAGUCGGUUGACGGCUCUUCAUGGCCCAACAUCACUAACUCAUCAACCAUUGACGAGGGUAAUGCUGGAAACAGUGUGGACUUAGCUAGUUAUCUAAUUAUUAUGUGUUUGGUGAUUCGUCGCUUGUAUGAGUAAAAAAACAGUACAACUCUGUUAAUUACAGAAGCAGCAAAUAUGUUGAAGACCGUGAACUGUUUGAAUGUUUAUCUCUCUAAGACUAUAAUCUAGAAUUGCAUUAUUUUGUGUCAUCAAUUUCGGGACAUCCGAAAUACCGCUCAUUAAAUAAUUCAACUGUAACGGUAAACAAGAAACUGUUAAAAUAGAAAUUGCUAUUUGGAAAUCAAAUCAUUCAGUGUUUAAUAUUCCAGAAGUCAUAUAUAUAUAAAAGAUUUUAAAAUAAGCUAUACCACGCUGAACGCAUUAAGUGUAUAUAAAUCUGUAUUGAAAUUGUGUUACUGGUUUUUAUCUGUCUUUUGGUUAUCAAUUAAAUGUGAACAAGAA